Molecule: messenger RNA, 3162 nt
Organism: Aspergillus versicolor CBS 583.65
Lineage: Eukaryota; Fungi; Ascomycota; Eurotiomycetes; Eurotiales; Aspergillaceae
Exons: 1
Coding region: 1-3162 (1053 amino acids)
Source: RefSeq, a predicted model, not a curated record
AUGAGGUUCUCAACCUUGUGGCCCGCCGGUGCCCUGCUGGCAGCUGCCCAAUAUGUAGUAGCACAGGGCACGGGUCCAGGAAACGGGUCUUCUAUUCCUCCCUACACUGUUAUUACUUCCUACACUACUUCUAUGAUUCUCAUUACCUCUUAUAACUCUGCCGAUCCAGCUCAGAGCUCUGAUCCUCCCACGACCUCCAAGCCCGGUACAGACACGCCACCUAAUCCCAGCACCAGCAUCAGCACCGACACCACGGUUAGCACUGUCAAUGGCGCCUCUACAAGUUCCACCUCGCAUUCAGUCACCACCUCUGGUGGUGAUGCUACUGUUAGCCCGCCGAUACACACGUCUACAACUGGUGCUCCGCCAACGACGUCCAAGCCAACGACGUCCAAGUCAACUGUGGUUACUACCAGUCUGCCAACCACGUCUACGACUAGUACUGCGCCUACUACUUCCAAGUCUACUGCAUCUGGGUCGACUACAUCCAAGUCAACUUUGGUGAAUCCUCCUGGUGGUGGCCCUACUAUCAGCCUGCCAACAUACACUUCCACCUCCACUUCCACGGCAAUCAUUACUACUACCAGUACAACAAGCGCACGCACACCUACACCCACUCCGACGACAGGUGCUCCUACUACCAGUAACGCCAAUACAGGUACAAUAACGGCACCGGGUGGUCCCACUCCUGCACCCCAUACCACCUCAAGCAUUGGCGAUUUCAUCGGCCCCAUGCCGUCCGUUCAGUUUGAUUCCAGCCUAUCUGCCAUCUCCACCAGAUUUGUCGAUGUCGUUCCAAGCCUCAGUUCCUGGAUUGUAGACCCAGAACCCCCGGAGCAGACAGAUAUUAUCGAAUACAUCACUGGGCUUGAGAAUGAAGUGGAAGACCUCAUCUCUGAAAUCGGCGGGUCCGGUGACUGCCCUUUCAUGAAGAAGCGAGGCCUGGUGGACAAAAUAUUCAAGAUGGCCGCUGAAUCGGUUUUUGGUGCAUUGAGCUGUGUUUUGGAUAAUACAAGGAGCCUGAAGAAGUCGGUUAAAAAUAAGGACAAGAAGGGCGCCAAAAAGUUCGUGAAGGACCUGCUCGAGGAGGAAUUGCCUGAUGUAGGCGGCGCUGGCGGCGGCGGCGGUGGUGGAGGAGGAGGAGGAGGUAAUGGUGGAGGAGGAGGAGGAGGAGGAGGAGGUGGUGGUGGUGGUGGUGGUGGUGAGGGCAAUGACAACAACGAUAACAACGACAAGGACGAUGACAAGGACAAGGACAAGACUACUACAACCACCAAAUCCGAGUCGACCACAUCGUCGACAUCUUCGUCGUCGACAUGUACUUCGGACGCGACUGCACACAAAGUGACAGUGGUCUGUAAAUCAACUUCAACCACUGCAGGUGGUUCGACAUAUGGAACCACGACUUGCUCGCCGACAACCACCCUCACAACAAUUGGGUGCUCCGUCACAGACACUACAACAACGGUCACUCCAACCCCGACAUCUGGUCCGUCACUGUGUGAAUUCGGUUCAUGCGGCAAUCGCAAUUCAUGUCCCCGUGUUGGGAAGGGCGGAUGGGCUAAUAUCGGAUCUAUCGACUGCUCAAAGCUCCGGACCAGUACAGCCUCUGCAUAUCCAACCUACCCAGCUGUCUCUCACAAGCAGAAGCGCAGCGAGCUGGUGCAACGUAACCCCAAUCCCGAUCCAUUACCUGAGGUUCAAGAUGCAAGGGCGUACCUGACAGGCAUACAGCACCAAAUAACAAACGAAAACAGAUGGCUUGACUGGACUCCUUCCUAUACGACGGGAGAAUGGUUUCCAUUCACCGGAACGGGGAAGACUGCCAUGGGGCUGAGCUCACUGUACGGAUGUACUUCGGUGGUCAUUGUAUCACGGAAUGGAGUGUAUAUCUCCCAUAUCUUUGAGAGCCCGGUCUUCAUGGGGCGUGAUGCCAAUGGCGAGGCAAUACUCUCGGACGUACAAUGGUUCCAGAAGUGGACACUACACGCUCUUGCUUAUGGGGGCUCUGAAUACCCUAGGAUCGUCCCAAUUGCAUCCUUGGUUGGAACUGACGACAACAUGGGCCCUCUGCACCCUUUUUACAAACCCUGGGUCGUUAUUGUCACACCAUUCCAAGACGGGAUGAACAGCGGACCUCUAAAGUAUGAAACACGGGUUAGCUGGCUAGCAACUUCGAUCAGUAAUGUGCUUUACGCAAAUGGGUACCCAGCAGAUAACCCGGAGCCGUGGAUGAAAGUGGGCUAUCAAGCCACUGAGUUCGAAUCUGCCUAUUCAGAUGAUGAACUCGUCGGCAAAAUUGUUGUGGAAGCUACGCCGAUACAGUAUAUGAUGAACUUGCCAAGUUUCAUAGCUCCAGUCGGCCUUUGGCGGUUAUGGGUUGGUGGAAGGCAUAUUGUCGACAACCUCAUUACCUACCCCGAUAUCGCGUUCCCUGUCGGCAACCACAAGCACCGACGGGAAAUCGAUGUCAAGAAAAUAUGCCCGAUCAAAACAUCGUCUCACACUACCUUUGCCACGUCCACAAAGUCUUCAACUACCUCGAAGACUACGAAGACCAGUUCGUCGACUACCUCGAAGACUACCUCGACUACGAAGACUACCUCGACGACAUCCAAGACCACUCACGGGGUGAGACCAGCUGGGCAACCCCCAGGCUUCGAUCUACCCACUGCCACUCAGGCAUCCAAAACCCAAGCCGAAACCCAAACCGAAACCCAAACCCAAGCCAAAGCUACGCCCACCAAAGUAUGCUUAGCAGGCAAGGACUACGUCCCUGUGGAGCAUGACCGGGCCAAAAUAGCAGAGGUGGCAGAGCAGUGCAAGGGCGCCUUGAACGGCAAAAAGCUAUUUCAAGCUGAUGACAAGGCCAUCAAAUGGGGCCCUGUUGCGCUCCACGGCACUAAUUACUACGCCUACGUCUCUUGGAUAGACGGCUGCAAGGGCCCGGCUCAGGAUCCGUGGUCGCCGAAGAGUGGGUACGACUGCGCAACGAUUUUGAAGGAAAACUACAGCUUCGAAUGGUGCGAGAAGGGGAAGGGUAGUGAUGGACAGGGCGCAUUUUCUUGGGGCUUGCCCUACGGAGGUUUCACCAAUAUAGGGUGCCUGACCUAUCGUUCCUGGCAUACUGAUGGCGGCAAAACGAUUAAAUUCAGGUCCUGA